CGGGGCCAUAAAAGCCGCGGCCGCACGGGGCGCGCGCCGCCCACCGCCAGCAGCGGCCGCCAUGCACGUGAACGGCAAAGUGGCGCUGGUGACCGGCGCGGCGCAGGGCAUCGGCCGAGCCUUUGCAGAGGUGCUGCUGCGCAACGGCGCCAAGGUAGCACUGGUGGACUGGAAUCUGGAGGCAGGUGUACAGUGUAAGGCUGCCCUGGAUGCGCAGUAUGAGCCUCAGAAGACUCUCUUCAUCCAGUGCGAUGUGGCUGACCAGGAACAACUGAGAGAUACUUUCAGAAAAGUUGUAGACUACUUUGGAAGAUUGGACAUUUUGGUCAAUAAUGCUGGAGUGAAUAAUGAGAAAAACUGGGAAAAAACUCUGCAGAUUAAUCUGGCUUCUGUUAUCAGUGGAACCUAUCUUGGUUUGGAUUAUAUGAGCAAACAGAAUGGAGGGGAAGGCGGCAUCAUCAUCAACAUGUCGUCCUUAGCAGGGCUCAUGCCUGUUGCACAACAGCCAGUUUAUUGUGCUUCAAAGCAUGGUAUAAUUGGAUUCACGCGCUCAGCAGCGAUGGCUGCUAAUCUAAUGAACAGUGGUGUGAGGCUGAAUGCCAUUUGCCCUGGCUUUGUUAACACGCCCAUCCUUAAAUCCAUUGAAAAAGAAGAAAACAUGGGACAAUAUAUAGAAUAUACAGGUCCUAUCAAGGAUAUGAUGAAAUUCUACGGAAUUUUGGACCCAUCAGUGAUUGCCAAUGGAUUAAUAGCACUUAUUGAGGAUGAUGCUUUAAAUGGAGCUAUUAUGAAGAUCACAACGUCUAAGGGAAUUCACUUUCAAGACUAUGACACAACCCCAAUCCAGACACAAACCCAGUGAACAUCUGACGGUACCGGCCUUAACUGAGAACAAGCACAGACGACUUAUACUGAGAUAGUAUCUUCACUUGAACAUGGCUUCUUAAAUGAAGUGCUAUCAUUUGAAACUUUCCUUCAUGCAUUUGGUAUUUCCUUUUGAGUGAUUAGUUAAAAAAUAUGUGGAUUAAAAAAAUUAGGACCCAUCAAAAAUAUGAAGGACUGAACCAAAGCGAAAUUUUGAUCUUUAGAGUCUAAGUAACGAUCAAAACAAAGACUCCUCAAGGAAUAUGCUGCUUUUCAGAAAAUGUAUUAAAUUUGUGGGUCCUAAAUAUUCAUGUUUUUCAGAACAUCAUGUUAAAGGAGAUACUUGAACUAUUUAAACCAAGCCAGAUGUAAAGAACUCAUUUUGUUUCUAUGUCCUUACUCUGCACGAGGGAAGCUACUUACAGUGGCAAAUGUUUAGUGACAAGAACUUUUGCUUAUAUACCAUCUUUCGGCUGAACAUUUCAGCUCUUUAAAGAUGUGGCAUAUUUGGGGGCCAGUAGUUAAGGAAUAAAUUGCAGUGUGAAUAUAUCCCAAAUGUAAAGUCUGAUUAUGGAAAAAUGACAGAAAGUAACUCACUGAGAUGUCAGUCCCCAUGCUGGCUGCCUCCCCUCCAGGAAAAACAUUUUUCUCUUUGCUUACUGUAAGAAAUUUAAUUUUCCCCAAAGAUCUCAGGAAUGAAACUUUUAAUAGUAUAGCAAAAAAGAUAGUUAGCAAUCCUAAGUGUUAUAUGUCAGAUAUACUCAUCAAGAAAAAACAGAAUGCAAAUGUCACUUUUUUUCAGAUUACUUCUUUGUUUACUUGUACCAAUUUCAAAAAUGCCUACCUUUUGAUAAACCCUUUUUCUGAUCUCCAGAAGUUACUUAGUGUUCUCUGUAUAGCUAUGGAGGGGGAGAAACCAGGUUUAGCAGCCUCAGUUGUAAAUGUUUUUGUAUGCACAAAGUCACAAUAACCAGAGGUAAAAGCAGCUGUGAUCUUUUCCCUGUCAGGUAUUUUAUGAUUCGACCAUUAUAUGCACCUGCUUUGGCUAACAUUAUUUGCAAACAAUAAUUAAUGCUACUAAUAGUGAAAGCACAAGAUUUCCAAAGCAACUGUCUCCUCAGAAAUAUUGUAUAAGUGACUCACUCUGCCUGCUAAGUCCAGGGUUCCCAGUUUAAUGCCAACUCCUACGGUGUGAGAUUGAAAAGGAUUUUCUAGAGACAGUGGAGUGUUGCCACAUCCUGCUCUGUUUUAAUUCUGCCAGAAAUCGAUUGCCUUUGCCUUUAAGGACUUAUUUGAAUAUGAAUAACUGUUGUCUAGAGUGUCAUGGAAUGUAUUUGAAAAACAAUGAGAAAUAAACACCAGUGAACAUCUGAUGGAAAUAAGUUGUAAUAAAGCGCAAAUGUGUCCAUACAAGUGGUAGUAACCAAUCCAUGAAUAAGAGAUAGGUGGAGUAUCGCAUAUCUUACAUGAUUUUCCUACUGUAAUGUUCACAGCAACAGCUAAAACUUUUUAUUUAUGGACAAUUUUUUGUGCUGGGAGACUUCAGUCUUGUGCUUUGAAUUGUUUUUUUCAUAUCAAUAAACUAUGCAGACAUUUAAAAUCAAAUACUGAGUGCAACUGAAAAAAAAAUUCUAUUAGAUAUUUUAAAACCUUAUUUUACAUUAAAAUUUAUAAUGUAAAUUUUUAAUGGCUUUAAAUAAAUCUAUAGUAUUAUGAUAUCUCUAUAAAGUGGUUGAGAAAAAAUAAAUAUUAAAUGAGGCAGGGGAACCUUAGUUUCCUUAACUGUAUUUUUCAGGGACAAUAAAGUGUGUUUUUUUCAAAUAUACUUUUCUUAAUACAUGAAAUAGGGAUCCCAGAAGCAAAACUAAAAAUAUGUGGAUGUUAAAAAGAGAUUAAGACUUAACAACAUUGACAUGUCCAGAAAACUUAAUUUUCCCAUAUAAAAAUGAUGUUAGAUACUUGUAGUGCCAUUUAAAAUACAAGUGAUUAUGUGAUUUCUGUCUAUUUUUGCUCUGUGUUUGUAAAUUUAGGAUCCUGAAAAGGUCUGUAAAUGUAAAUUUUUAAUAAAAUUCACAUUAUUUCACAUACGAA
Molecule: messenger RNA, 2955 nt
Organism: Manis javanica (Malayan pangolin)
Lineage: Eukaryota; Metazoa; Chordata; Mammalia; Pholidota; Manidae
Gene: HPGD
Product: 15-hydroxyprostaglandin dehydrogenase
Biological process (GO): prostaglandin metabolic process; female pregnancy
Cellular component (GO): cytoplasm
Molecular function (GO): 15-hydroxyprostaglandin dehydrogenase (NAD+) activity
Source: RefSeq, a predicted model, not a curated record